AUGACGCAACAUGAAGUGCUGACGGAAAAAGUAUGUGUUAAAGAGAAGAACGUACAAUGCGUGAGAGCCGAUGUAGGCACUAUUGCGCGUGCGCGUUCAUUUAUUCCGAGGAUAGAAACUGCUGCUUUAUUCCGGCUGCAAGCGGAAGAUCCUACUGAUAACCUGCACAUUGAUUCGAUAAGUACCGUUAUUCAAACAUUAGUACCCAUUUUCCAACUUUAUAGACCUGACAGUGGACUUUAUCUAUGUAAUGGAAUAUUAAUUCAUCCCCGAGCUGUCCUCGCAUCUAGAGCUUGUGUCCGAGAUUUUUCACCAUACUCUUAUGCAGUCAGUGUUUACCAAUGGAAAAACAACCGAGCUUCGAUAAAUCGAGCUCAGCUACACAGGGUUCAGUACUUCUUGAAUAGUUACGUUUAUUUCGGAUUCUUGAAACAGGAUAAAUCUCUUCCGAACAUCCCAUCAGAAAACCAUGAAUAUAUAAAUAUGAAAACACCAAUACUUUUGGUGUUAAAAGAGCCAAUAAACUCGAUGGUUCCAGCGAGUUUCACACAUUCAAUGACAUCGCAAGACAUAAACAAUAGACAAAACCCCAAAGAAUGCUAUCGUCUUGAGAUUACUCCAAAUUUUUUUGAAACAAAUUCGAUUAUUGAUUCGGCAAUUCCUUACAGUAUAAUAUCUAACGGUAAAAUUCUGACGUCUUCAGAGAUAAAGAGCAUCUAUCAUGCUUCUGUUCACCAAAAAUUUGUCGAUGACAUAAAAAAUAAUAGCAAUAUUUCACUCUUGUAUAUUAGCAAUGACUCUAUCUUCGUAACCAGCUCCCAAAAAUUCAUUGAAAAUACAAUUUCUAGAUCCUCAGGCUCUCCGCUAGUUUGCCGAUCUCAUCCCCAAGAUCCCUUUCAACUAACGGGAAUUUUAAUUGAUACACUCGACAAUUUUCCGGCGUAUUUUGCCGUUAAUGGAAACUGGAUGAAACAAAAGCUAGGUUUUCUCAACAGUCAAGCAAUACAUUUAUAA
Molecule: messenger RNA, 1014 nt
Organism: Cotesia glomerata
Lineage: Eukaryota; Metazoa; Arthropoda; Insecta; Hymenoptera; Braconidae
Exons: 5
Coding region: 1-1014 (337 amino acids)
Source: RefSeq, a predicted model, not a curated record